GGUAGUCACCUAAAUAUCAGUUAGGGUUUCAAAUAACAGCCCUCGCCAUGGGGCUGUACGACACACCUUUGUGUAUCUAUUAUAGAGGUGUAACUGAUUUGUGUCGAGUGGUUUAUUUCUUGCAAAAAGGGUGUGGUGUGAGUAAAUACAGGCAGAUACAUCCAUUAUCUCUAAAAAUCUUGUUUUCUUUCUUACAUAAACAUGAUUUGUGUAUCAUGGGUUACCGAGCAUAAUAAAGUAUUUCAGUGCAUGGAGCGAGCAUUUUAAAAGUUUGCCUUAAAGCCACACAGUCUGUAGUGCAGAGACAUCCAGGUUGGCUGUUGUCUUUCCCCCACCGCUCUUUGUCAGACAGGUUUGUGGAGAACAGCAGCAGACUGCUGGCCUCAGCAUUUUCCGCCUAUAUUGAUCUCCCCACAUUAGCUCUCUCUUCAUGCACAGACAUGAGCACAAUUGCUUCCCUUACAACAUCGGCUGCCGUGGCAACUGAGUCCCGAUCUUGAGAUUGGCUCACAGAAAACAUCUCCAACCAGAGCCUCUUCAUUUCGAUGCCGCCAUCAUCUCCUUUACAUUCCCCUGUACAUAUUUGACACAUCAACGGCUUGAUUUGCCACUUAAAAGCUAUCUCCAUAUGUCUUUGUGUAUUUUUCAAUAGGCUAAGUGCUUAACAGGAUAAAAGAGCAGUUUGAAAGGGGGGGAAAUGUGCCUUGGCACCUGCUGUUAGUGCCUGCCUGUUUGCACAUGAAUAUGAUGAGGCUGGCGGUGCGCUGGGCUAUUUUAACUUGCAGAUGAGCCAUCAGGUCAGCACCAUUGCAGCUUUGGUGUAUUUUCAAGGAUGAGCUGCAGUCAACAGGCCAGUCCGGCUUAUUAGCUCCCUCUCCCCUCUCCACUCUUUUACACUUUAGCUUCCCAUCAUUCAUCGCGUUGCCAGCCGCCUCUCUGUGAUGCCUUUUCAUAAAAGCAAUGAUAACUGCGAUGAUUGCAACAGCAGUGGUAAUUGACCAGCUGCAGUCAUAGUAAAAAAUGUUCUGUGUUUGGCCGGAUAGGAGAGUCAGUUUUCUUCAUUCGAUCACUCUGCCUCUGUUGAUAUUCAAAUGGCGGUCUUCAGGAGGAACUCCUCAAAAGAGAAUAAGUGCUCUCUCUGGCACCAAGGGCCCAGCUGAGAGGUCAGUGGAUGAACUGAGGUGAAGCUCUCUUGUGCUUUUAAGGUUAAUCAGCUGUCUAACACUUAAACCCAGGCCGUGACUUCUUUCUGUUUCCCAGUCUCAAAGCUUACAUUCGCAGGCAGUUAUUAUAAUAAUAGUUAUCAAUGGAAGAUGCAACGGAAGAUGCUAUGGAGUCAAGGCCUUUACUGUGAUCUAAACAUUUGUCUUUAGCAUGUGUUGGGCAAGUUGGGGAUGUAGACUUGACUUAAACUCAAAGAAAGUAGGGCGUCAUGGUUGGUCAGUCGGCUGUAUUAUCUUCCAUUUAACUAUAUUUUGAACCCAGCCUGAGAUCUUUGUGAGAUUCCCCCUGAAUCAUUCUUUAUAUAACCGCUAUUUUAAAAGACCUGACCCUAACUCUACCUAAACAUUUAAUUCUCAAAAGCACACAUAGCUGAAUAUAGUCUGAAAUGCUUCCUGGAAGGCUAAAUACAAAUUUCGUCUAAAACUGUCUUUGUAAAUUCAUUCAGAGUAGGAGCCUGUCAUGUCAAGGAAUAUCUUUUUUCUGUUGUGGUCUCUUGAGCAGAGAUAUUUCUUUAAACACAAAUGGGCAGUUCUCUCGCUGCCUGACAUAACUCAUUGCUCUACUUUGCUGUGAGCCGUGAUUCAUCCUAGACUAACGCUAUCUUACAUAGCCUACCUUGCUACCAGCUGAUUCUCAGCUGGCACUCUCUCUUUCUCUUUGCCUUCCUCAGUCUCUUGGUCUCUCUUUCACUGUUUCUGUCUUGCUCUCCUUUUGUGUAAAAAGGAUUUCCCUAUUGUUAUGUCUCUUCCGAUGUUCGCUCUGCAUGUCCCUCAUGCAGAGCUUCAUUUACUUUCAUUUUGCUCAAGUACAUGUGGUACACAAAGAAAUUUCAGUGGUGCUUAUUAAAACUUUUGGGCAGAGUUCAGGACAAAAUGUAUCUGAAGCCCCUUUUUAAACUGGUCAGAAAACCACACCCACUAACAUCUGGCUUUUGUCUGCAAUGGGAAUGGAUCCGAUCUACGUUCACUGGGGCUCUGAUUUGCAGGGAUGGUAACGUGACAGUCAGGUGAAUGCGCUAAUAAGAAAAUAUAUAAAGUCUGGCUUUUAAAGCUGAAGAAGCCAUGACCCUAGAUUUCUAAGUCACUCUUGUUUGUGUGCUGUAUGUUUCUGCCCUCAUUUAGACUUGAGUGGUCAUUUUGUAAAUGCACUAAUGCCUGCUCCUUUCCCCCCUCCUCCUUUCCUCGCUGGCUGGCUUUGACAAACUGAUUUAUGUGUGUAAGUGUGUCUACACUCCCUCUCUUGUCUCACCCACCGUGCAAACACUCUUGCGUUUGACCCAGUUCUUAUCUUAUCACAGAAAUGAAAAGACAUGCCUAUCCACCAAGCUCUGUGCGCCUUUACCUCUCCAGCCUUCCAAACCUUACUCCCUCCUCAGACUGGAUCCAAGAGCAUCCAGGGCCACCCCAGAACCAGAGACAUCUGGUGUCCACACAAGGGGUGCAGUAGGAGGACUUUGUUACAGGACCUCUUUGAUUUAAUGGGUCCAAUCAUUGGGAUGUCACCAGAUAAGAAAACGGAAAUUCCGGGUAUGCAAGAGGAGCGGACGGGGCUCAGAGGCGUCUGUGGCGUGGGAACGCUGCCUGAGGCGGAGUGCGCCUCCAGUCCGCUGGCGACCAGCGUGGAUCGCACUGGAGGCGCAGAGGAUGAGGAGCUCACCAACCUCAACUGGCUCCACGAGAACCUGCUUCAGAACUUCGCCCUGGGGGGCCCCGAAGCUCAGCCCAGUGGCAGCCCCCUUUUUGACAUAGAGGGAGAUUACGGCUCCGGCCAGGGCCCAUCAUCCUCUUCAUCCUCGUCGCACGGCCGAGGCAGGGAGCGGGACUCGUUGAAGUCUAAGCCCCCUUUCUCGUUUUCUCUGCUCAUCUACAUGGCCAUUGAGCAGUCGCCCAGCAAGUCUUUGCCUGUUAAAGAAAUAUACGGCUGGAUUCUUGAGCACUUUCCCUAUUUCUCCAAUGCUCCCACCGGCUGGAAGAACUCAGUUCGUCACAACUUGUCCCUGAACAAAUGCUUCCGCAAGGUUGAGAGGAGUUUGGGAAAGGCCAAUGGUAAAGGUUCUCUCUGGUGUGUUGACCCCGAGUACCGCCCCAACCUGAUCCAAGCCCUUAAGAAGCAGCACUUCCCUGCCGCACAUGCCUUCUGCACACCACCCGCCUCCCCACCCAGUGCCUCCUCACCCCCUCGCCAUCUCUAUCUACAAGGCUGCUCAUUCAAAGAGUCUGACAUUGAUGCUGCCACUGCCAUGAUGCUCUUAAACUCUGCCCCCGGGCACCACGUUGACCCAUGCAAUUCUGACGGUCCACUGGACCUCUCCAGACCAGACUCUGUUCUGGUGAGCAGUGAUCCAAAGCAGGACCAUAACUAUAGUAGCGUUGCCUUGCAGCGCUGCUCUUCCCGCUCCUCCUCUUCGUCCCUUUCCUCGCUUGACGAAGGAGGCUGCGACCGCAGGCAGUCCCGCCGCGCCGGCAGCGAAGGCUUCCACAGCGACGAGGACUCCGAUCUCUGGGACGAGAGGGGCGUCCACCAGACUUCUCGCCGUCCACCUGCCAUCAAAUGGCCCAUCAGCAAGAGGGUGCGGCGCGAGGUCAAGCCAGAGCUGGACGAGGAGCUAAAGGAAGCGGCCGGCUCCUUGCUGCACCUCGCUGGUAUACGCAGCUGCAUGGAGGGAUCCAAACGUACUGUCAAGAGCACAAAACUUAACAGGAAAUGAAGAUUUUUUUUCUUUUCUUUUUUUUUUGCCCCCAUCAGACUCCGGACCCUGUGACCCCAAACCUCUGACCCCUGAUCAUGUGUCCCAGUGUGCCUCCUUCUCCUUAUCUGAUCGUUCAUUGGCCAUUUUGAGCCUUUUUUUUGUUUGGAAAUAUCCCUGUCCAAAUAAACAAAUGGCAAUAGUAUCGCUCACACAGGAGAACAAAGCCAUAUAGAGACUUUUGUAACUCGGGGUGACUGCUGGGGGUGGGUGUUUGGCCUGUGGAGAACCAUCCUGAUACCUAUCCAAAAUGACCCGCCUGCUUCUGUUGGACUGGGAGACUGCGAUUCAAGAAUUUUUUUUCCCUCUGAAAGACAAAUGGGACAAGCUGAAGGUUUUUUAACUCAAAGCGUUGCAUGCUUCCUCCUCAAACCUGUAUCCUCUUCCAAGUGAAUCUAUUUAUGAAGCGAAUGAGUGCAUGUUUGUAACAAGACAAAAAUCUAACCUCCUGUUGUUAUCACCUUCUCCUUUUUUGUGCUAAAGAAAAAAAAAAAGAUGCCACUGUUUUGAAAGGAAUCCUCGCUCUAUGAAUCCUCUUGUAAGAGAAUUGCAAUAAUUGAUCCACAACCUUAACCUUUUGACUUUAUUUCAUGGUGGUAUUUUUCCGAGUCAAGUAUGCUAGUUAAACUUUACCAAUAUGAGAAUGAAUGGAGUAGUAUUAUGAUCUUGUUAUGCGAUAAACUUAUUACACACGAGCUCCAGCUGUUUUUCCGAAUCAGCAAGACGUGGAAAAUAGUAUUACUCUGCCACUGCCAAAUUUAGUUGCAAAGUUAGCUAUGCUACUUUGCUCAGUUUUGUGCGGCCAUUACACUGCUAUACAAAUUCACUGCCCAUCCUUUCAAUCAUGUGUUUGUGUGUUUUUCACAUUUCUUGCGCGGAUGCAGAACAUAUAUUCACAUGUUUGGGGACGGCCUAUGCAAAGUGAACACCUGCUUUUCCCAGAUGUUCACUGUGUGUUCAUAGGUUAUGCUCCAUAGAUUUUAUUAUUUUUAAAAUUUUAUUUUAUUUUUGUGUACAGGGGUGUGUGUGUGUGUGCGUGUGUAUCAUAGUGCAUGUUGAUUUCAACCUAAACCUGAGAUGACGGUCAGGACAGGAAAGGUUUUCAAUUUUUUUCUUUUUCUGCCAAAAUGGUCGUUUUAUUCCGAUGAAUCCGUAAUGACAGAUCCUCUCACUAUAGCAGACGUGUCGGGCUGUGUGGUUCUCUGGUCGCUUCUGGUCCUGUUGAAUGCGGAGCUGGUUAAUGGUGAGCAGCCGGUGCUGGCAGUAAAUGACCACAGCUUCUUGCUCCAUUAUUUGGGUUUGCAGUUUGAUUAUACCUCUGUGUGUUCUCUUUGAUUUAAUUUUACUUUUUUUACUUUUAUCAAAGUUUCUGCUGGUGAUCCUGUGGCCAAGUUACUAAUAACUUGAGGGAAAGUGUGUGUUUGGGUUCAGAUCAAGGAAACAUCAAGAAGCUUUACAAAGAAUGAGGGGGGACAACACCGUCAUGGCCAGAGAGAAGUAAACUUUACAUUUGCGGUCGCUAGCAGGACAGAUGUUGUGCCCUCGGUUCUGGCUCGGCCAUUGGUGUUUCGUUCUUCCUUCUAGAACAAAAUAAGGAAGUGCACGCUCUCCUCUCAAGCUGUGAAAUGGAGUGUUUAUUGUCAGUUGAUUGCACGCAGUUCACUGAGGGGAAGUUGCGAGCCACUUGUGCAAAAAGGCCAAUAUUAUCAUUAGAGCUUUUUUAAAAAGGCUGCACACCCGCAGCGCAAAAUACAAGGUAGAAUGGAACUGCAAAGGCUGGCAAACUGGAAAUUAUAUUAAUUCUUCCCACGGUGAUCGAUCACGUUGUGUCACGGUGGCUGUUAGUAUAGCAUGCAAGGUGGGUGCCAAACAUUUUCUUGUGCCACUGAUGUAAACCUGCGACGGACCAUGGUCGCUAUACUCCCCCUACUGCAGCGCUGCCACAAUGUAAAUGUGCUGUAGAGCGACAAUGCCCUAGUUUUCUGACUCAUCCUAACAGGAAAUGGGAGAGGACUCUGGUCAGUGCAGUGACUUUAACCAAUCUCUUGGUUUAUUUUUGUCACUUCAGAGCGGGAACUGCUCUCGCCAGACUGAGCUUCGGUUCUCAAAAGUAAUACUUGCAUACACUGGUCUUGUUUAGCUGUGAAAAAGAAGAACAAAUUAUUGUUCAUUAAUCAUUACCUUAUUUAUGACAUUAAUUUAUGGGAUUAUUGAAUGCAUACUCUAUCACGCGCCGGUCAUUCGAAAGGAAUGACUGGGCACGUUUAUUUUUCUCCCUCUGUGAACUCCUUAAUAAGUAUUUUGUUUUCCUUGUUUAUUUUACAGCAAUACACUUUUUUCUUUCACUAUGUUAUAGUGAUUAAGUAUGCCAAUGUCUGUUGUCUUUAGAGCGGGUGUUUAAUUUUAUUUUUAUUUUUAUUUUUUUCAAUUUAACCAUGACUGCCAGGUUUUCUUGAUGUUUUGUUAUGCUCUUUGUUAAGCUGAGAUAGAAGACAGUUAAUUUACACUGAUCCUGAAAGCAUUUGUUGCCAAAAUUGAUGUACAGCUGGGGUUAAAGAUUGAAGGUUUGAAGAUGGACACAUUCCCCACAUACUGUAGAAGCUCUUUGAAACUAAUUUAAUCAUUUUUUACAUUCGUCACAUGUAUGGUUUAUGUUUAGAUAUUAUGACUCAGUAGUCACAAAUUGAAGAUUAGCUGUUGAUCUCAUCUCGAGAGAAUAAUCUUUGAAAAGAAAAAAAAAUACUGCCACUCAUGACUCAAGCUUCCAGGUAUUGUUAUGGGAUGUUGAAAUGUUUUGAAUAUCACUGGAUCAGACAUAAGUCAGUCUGCUGCUGCUGCUGUGUAGGUUCAGACCCACAUUUGCAGAGAAAUAAUGGAGAGUAAAAAAAUCUCACAAAUUCUUUCUGUUGCAAAUGCAAAAAGAAAUGUUGAAUUGGUCUCAAAGUGACUGAGUCAGUGAGUCGACCUGUGGAGGAACUACCUGAACGUUCUGGUCGCCUCAUCGCUCAGCAGCGAUUAUGUGAUUCUCUAAAUUCUGUUGCAGUUUCUUUGACGGAACAUGUUGUUGCAUUUGACAAAAGCUGCCAACCCAGUAUCAGUUUGUGUCAGUUGUCUGCCAUGUCUAUUAGACCGACACACCUUUUUGGUUUUUGUAUGCUAACCUCUGUUGAUAAAAUGUUUAUAAGAUUUAUUUUCGCCAAAGAUAUGCAAUUGCAUUAUAUAUGGUAUUACAAAAUAUUAAUAAAAACCUGUUCUUGUUA
Messenger RNA from Hippoglossus stenolepis (Pacific halibut), 7230 nucleotides. RefSeq names its product forkhead box N2a (gene foxn2a). Gene Ontology annotation, biological process: regulation of DNA-templated transcription. The record is from RefSeq and is a predicted model, not a curated record. Gene Ontology annotation, molecular function: DNA-binding transcription factor activity; cis-regulatory region sequence-specific DNA binding. The transcript has 6 exons. Gene Ontology annotation, cellular component: nucleus. NCBI's taxonomy places the organism in Eukaryota, Metazoa, Chordata, Actinopteri, Pleuronectiformes, Pleuronectidae. Bases 2534 to 3931 code for a protein of 465 amino acids.